AUGGAAUUGGACGAACAGGGCUCCAUUCACCACUCGGAUCUCUUUUCAAUGAUCGAAGACGCACGUCAUCGCGCCAUUAUGAACACAUACCUGGCGAUGGCGAGCGGGACGGUGACAACGUUUAUACUCAGUUCAUUCGUCGACAAUCUCGGUCGAUUCAAUAUGAUUCACAUUCAGAGCUCGACACUUUCAGGAGGAGUGGCUAUAGGUAAACCAAAACUCGAGAAACGCUUCAAGCUGUUCGACACCUGUGGCGUACACAAUCUUCACGGAAUUCCAGGAAUUCUAGCUGGGAUCUUCAGCAUAAUUUUCGCACUUGGAUAUGAGCCGGAAAGCUACGGAAAAACGCUCUACCAUAUAUAUCCCUACUUCGAGGGUGGUCCAAUGAAUGGUGACAGGAAUCGUGAAAUCCAAGCCCUUUAUCAGUUGGCCGGCAUGGGCACGGCUCUUGCAUCAGCUGUUGUUGGAGGUCUUAUCACGGGCCUGAUCCUACAGGUUCGGAUACUGAACCAAGUCGAUGAUCCAGACACAGUCCAUGGAGACAUCAACUAUUACGCUCAAAGCGAAUUCAACUUCCUUAGUAAGGUAAAUAAAGUCGCAUUUUGUACCUUUAGGAGGAGGGUGUAG
Cooperia oncophora is the source of this 627-nucleotide messenger RNA. NCBI's taxonomy places the organism in Eukaryota, Metazoa, Nematoda, Chromadorea, Rhabditida, Trichostrongylidae. The record is from the annotation of a GenBank genome assembly.